AUGGCUGGCUUAAUAGCCUGUGCUCUUCUUGUAGGGGCAGCCACUGCCCAAGAAAUUUUUGACCAGAAAACUGAUAUACUGAAGGCCAGAUGCCGUGCCCACUGCCUCAACAAGUUCUAUAUGCCUGAAAUGAACACCAAUUGCCGAGAUGACGCCGACUGUUGGAUGUGCUGGGACUCCUGCCAUAUGUUGUAUGGAGGCUUUCGUGUAUGGGGGCACAUGUGUGGAAAAGAUCCGGACUGUAUGCGGUUCCCGGGUUGUCAAGAAUCAUGCAGUUUCGUAAGCUCACACUUGGAUUCCUUGACCCAAGAAGGUCGCUCUGAUACUAAGGCUAUACAACCUCUAAAACACCACUAUCUGUCGGAAAAAGAUGCCUUCCAUUUCGAGUGGACGCGGCCCAAAGAAGACUACCAAAUUGGGCAGCUAGUUUACGCGCUGUUGGUACGGGAUGAACUCUCUGGCGGCUGGCAGCAGCUACAACAAACUUUCUACCACAACGCUACCGUGCGUCGAAGUCUUAUUAAAUCCUCGUCGUACAUCCGAUUGACGUCUUAUGACUCCGAAGGAAGAACCGCCGAGGUAGAGAAACCGUGCUCUGAACUAAAUCUCUAUUCGGAAGAUGCAAAUAUUGAGGGAAUGUACAAGGACACCGCGAUGAAAGGCAUGCCUCCAGGUUAUACCAGUCGUCAUCGAGAAUUGUCGCUCGACUACCUACAAGACGGCUGGGUCCCUGUUCUCCAAUCCCUGCGUGCUUCAAGUAUGAAUUCUGGCGGCGUUGAUGCUGUUAUUUCCUGGGAGCAAGUGUCUCAUAAAGCGGCAGUUAAGUAUGUUGUUGAAUGGAAACAGCCCGAUCAGAAUAUCGAUAUGACUGGACAAUUGGCUACAUCUAACAACAUGGGCGUCUUAACUCUAUGGCCAAACAAAAUUUACCAGCUGACCAUCACAGCUUUUGUGCCCGGUAUUCGUGACCCUGUCGGGCGGAGCAGAGCUCUUGUUAUCAACACGGCUAAACACGUGUCCGGCUUGUGGAUAUCAGUCAGUUACAUCGAAUUAGUAGUUAUGACCGCUGUUCUGCUCUUUGUGAUCGUACUGUCAGUUGUUGCACAGACGUACCGACGCUGUCUUCGAGCCGAUACCGUCACCGCUACACAAGCUGUACAUUCGACAACACUAAAUUUACCAUUUCGACAUGCCUCAGUGAAAAAACAGUUAUCAUCGUUAAGCACUCGUAUUUCUCAGAAGCCUCUUAAACACGAUCGGCUGAUUGAAGAAGAUUCUCCAUACUCACUUGGCCAUCGUGCCAACGACUGCAAUAUAUAG
Varroa destructor (honeybee mite) is the source of this 1320-nucleotide messenger RNA. RefSeq lists its product as uncharacterized. NCBI's taxonomy places the organism in Eukaryota, Metazoa, Arthropoda, Arachnida, Mesostigmata, Varroidae. The record is from RefSeq and is a predicted model, not a curated record.